UGUACAUUUGGAGUAAAUUGAAAGACAACUUUAAGACGGGAGUUUCUGAUUGGCUAUUUCAUUGCUAUACGUCAAAGAUGUCAACUCCAGUCAUACGAUCUGUCAUCCAACGUUUUGAGGCAAAGAGGGAAGUUGCGAAGAAAAGGAAGGGAAGACAUUAGCAACCAGAGAGAUUUCUCUGGCGUUGACCACGAUUUGGAACGCGAGAAUAUCGCCUAUUAGUGGUUGUUGUUAGGUGCCCUUAUCGUUUUCGUCUGGAGAAGCACUGUGGCAUCUAGGUUAUGGCAAGUCGGGGUGGAGCGACAAGACCCAACGGGCCCAAUGCCGGCAACAAGAUCUGCCAGUUCAAGCUGGUGCUGCUGGGAGAGUCGGCUGUGGGGAAGUCCAGUCUGGUGCUUCGGUUUGUCAAAGGCCAGUUUCAUGAAUUUCAGGAGAGCACAAUAGGAGCUGCCUUCCUCACUCAGACAGUGUGUUUGGAUGACACGACGGUCAAGUUUGAGAUUUGGGACACGGCAGGACAGGAACGCUACCACAGUCUGGCGCCCAUGUACUACAGGGGAGCACAGGCGGCCAUUGUGGUCUACGAUAUCACAAAUGAGGAAUCAUUUGGACGAGCAAAAAACUGGGUGAAGGAACUUCAGAGACAAGCCAGUCCGAACAUUGUAAUAGCUUUGGCUGGCAACAAGGCCGACCUUGCCAACAAGAGAGCCCUGGACUUUCAGCUUGCACAGUCGUACGCGGAUGACAACAGCCUGCUCUUCAUGGAGACCUCCGCAAAGACAUCCAUGAAUGUCAAUGAAAUUUUCAUGGCUAUUGCGAAAAAAUUGCCCAAGAACGAGCCCCAGCCAGCGGGAGCCAGCGCCACUCGCAGUCGGGGAGUGGACCUUACAGAGACAGCCCAGCCCACUAAAGGACCAUGCUGCAGUAACUAGCUCGCUGGACACAUCUCAUCUCCUCUCCUCUCCUCCUCAACUCUUCAUAACAUCGAGACAUGGGGCUCCUCUUCCUCCUCCUCCACCUCCUCUUCUUCCUGCCAACCUCGCUCCCUUGACUAGCUAAAGACUCUGUGUAGAUAUGUUUCCAACACCUUUUUUUUUUUUUUUUGAUGUUCAUCAGAUUGAUAGAUGCAUGUAUCACUACAAAGCAUAAAAGACACACACACACACACACCUGACACCACACACACACACACACACACACACACACACACACACACAGGAUACAUACCCGCACACAUUUUGUGAAUGUUCUUGAACCAGAAAACAAACCAGUAGGAGAGUGUCCAAGCUCAAGAAGUGUGUGUUUACGUAUGCAUAUAUAUAUGUGUGUGUGUGUGUGUGUGUGUGUGUGUGUCUGUCUGAGCAAGCAUGUGUUUGGACUGAUUUCAUGAGAUGGACUGAUUUCCUCACACUGGGAGGCACAAAGAUGAUGUGGGUGUAUGUAACUCCGCUACCACCACCAUGCGUUUGAUGAAAAAAAGGUGUGUCUCUCUUAAAGCAUCAGACCCAAACGCCACCCAUCCCUGCCCUACUUUGCACCCUCUCCCCCCUCUCUCUAUCAAGCCCGGGGCCAUGCCUGUGUUCACAGCGAUCUACAGUAUUGACGCAGGGUCAGGCAAGGACUCUUUACAACCAGGCAUUCCUCCUUGCUCCUGCUCUUGAGGAUAAAGCCCCCUUUUACGGCGAUGCGUGGUGGCAGUGCGAAGCCCCACAUUGCCACGACCCCUAUAAGAUUGAAACCAAAAGAGCUGCAGGGUCUAUUUGGUGUGAACUUUCCACAGCUAUCUUGCCUGACGAGUACAGCGCAUCCACGAGAGGUGUUAGACAUGUUACGUUUUCUGAGUGAUUCUCAUUCGAUUGAUGGACAUGAUGUUGCUUUAAGAGAAAGAACAAAGAUCACGGACAGUGAAAAGAUAAACAAGGAAAAAAAAAAGAAAAAUGAAAAAAAAAAAAAAUCUGCUCUAUGUAUUAUUCAAAACUUUGUGUUUCCAUUUCUGUCACUUGCAUCUGUUUAACAUUGCCUUUUCUGCAAUCAGUGGACGAGUAGACAAGAUGUUUUCUCGAACCUUAGUAGUCGGGGGAGGUCUCUAUACGUGGGUAUGGCCCAGAACAUUAUUACUAGUCUGGAGUAUCUUCCCUCAGCACAGCCCUGUGUGAUAUGAAUAUAUUGUAAGAUAGAGUGAUUCAGUCAGCCUUUUUAUAACUGAAGCAGUACAGACCAAGGGGGUGUGUUUAGGCAGUCAAAAUGACAAGACAUAGCUCGUUACCUCUAACUAGUGUACCUCAAGAAGAUCAGCCUUGUGUGUAGGGAUGUGCGUCGUUUCCCGCCGCAUCCUUACCAUGUAAAAUGGGGGGGGGGGGAAGCCCCUGCCGAGCACAGCGCAGUUAAUUCAUAUUUAGAAAAUGGAGGGAUGGAUGACGGAGGAGUACUGAGUCAUCUUGACAUUCAUGUCGGAUCUUUGCACUGCUUAAAUAUACCCUCAGCUUGUUUUGCAAAACCUAGAGAUUCCAAUUGUACAGUUUCCCAGAAUGCCACUGUGGUUGUAGAUUUUGUUAUUUUCCACAAACUGGUCAAAUAAUGUUAAAUGGUGGUCUUUUUAAAUGUACUUCGUGUUAUUAACAAAUCAAAUUGACAUUUACUCAGUGGUCUGUCUCGUAGUUUUAUCUGAACGGUCUCUGUUUUUAUUUUUUCGAAGACUCCUAGCAAAUUGCACAAAUUUGAGGUGUGUUUUGGUCAUGAGCUGGUGACUGCCCGUUUGAUCAAAUUAAAAUGCAUAAUCGUGGAAGUGCUAACCUACUGCUUAAAACACCAAAUGUAGCUAAAUGAACUAUGUGACUGUCAGAGAACCGAAUGGACAAAGUGAUGUAAUGACCUUAACAGUGAAGGACUAAUCUUAAUGGAUUGUCCAGGUACUAGCUAAUAUUUUCAAUAAAGGGGGUGAAAUUCUACGUUUAA
Clupea harengus (Atlantic herring) is the source of this 2955-nucleotide messenger RNA. It is a transcript of the gene rab5ab, whose product is annotated as RAB5A, member RAS oncogene family, b. The record is from RefSeq and is a predicted model, not a curated record. Gene Ontology annotation, molecular function: GTP binding; GTPase activity. NCBI's taxonomy places the organism in Eukaryota, Metazoa, Chordata, Actinopteri, Clupeiformes, Clupeidae.